Alnus glutinosa is the source of this 2348-nucleotide messenger RNA. RefSeq names its product polyamine oxidase 2. The transcript has 10 exons. Gene Ontology annotation, molecular function: polyamine oxidase activity. Gene Ontology annotation, biological process: polyamine catabolic process. The record is from RefSeq and is a predicted model, not a curated record. Bases 579 to 2039 code for a protein of 486 amino acids. Gene Ontology annotation, cellular component: peroxisome. Lineage: Eukaryota; Viridiplantae; Streptophyta; Magnoliopsida; Fagales; Betulaceae.
GCAGAGGCAUACAACCAAACAACUCAACUCAGUCCUCUCAGCAAUCUCUCCCUCUCUCUCUCUCUCUCUCUCUCUCUCUCUCUAGAGAAUUUUCUCCUUUUCUUUCUCACCUUCCCAAUUACAUUUCCGCCCUUUUUCGUUACCGAAGAAACCAAAUCCCUAGAAUCCAUUUUUUCCUCAGAUGCUUAACAAAUCCUCGCCUUUUGUUUUCUUCUCUCCGCAGCUCGAAAUCGGCAAUAGGAUUUUGAAAUCCGAUUGAAUUGCUCGAACCUGUCAUUGGAGAAAAAUUAAAAGAGAGAGAGAACUGUAUGAGCUGGUCUGGGAAGCUGGGUUUCUUAUUGAAUUACUCGAAUUCUUGUUCGAAUUCCAAUCAUUUCACCACGUGUCUCUUAAUUUUUAUUCUUCAUUACUCGCCUCAAUUGCCUCCGUCCCUGUUUAAAUUCGAGAAAAAAAGUCUAGAUCCUUUAUUAAUUUGUAUUGAUAGUAAUAAUACUAGUAAUUUUAAUUUUAAUUUUAGUAAUAGAAGAAUAAUUUAAAUUAUUGUCGUCGUAUUGUUGAUCGCCGAUUGUCGCUGCCAAAUGGAGUCUGGCCGCACCAAUAGUAAUCCCCAAUUACGCAGAGGUCUAUGCUACUCAAAUGUGGAGAGAAAGCCAUCUGUAAUUGUCAUCGGUGGUGGUAUGGCUGGAAUGGCUGCUGCUCGUGCUCUUCAUGACGCCUCAUUUGGGGUUGUCCUGUUGGAAUCACGGGAUAGGAUUGGUGGUCGAGUAUAUACUGACUACUCGUUUGGUUUUCCUAUUGACCUAGGUGCAUCAUGGUUGCAUGGAGUUUGCAAGGAGAAUCCCUUGGCACGAUUGAUUGGGAGACUAGGACUACCCUUAUACCGUACUAGUGAGGAUAACUCUGUGUUGUAUGAUCAUGAUUUGGAAAGCUAUGCUCUCUUUGAUAUGGAAGGGAAUCAAGUGCCUCCUGAGUUAGUCACCAAAAUUGGUGAAGUAUUUGAGAGCAUUUUGGAGGAGACAGAUAAAAUAAGACAGGAAUUUGAUGAAGAUAUGUCCAUCCUGCGUGCUUUCUCAAUUGUUUUUGAAAGGAAGCCAGAAUUGAGGAUGGAGGGCCUUGCCCAUAAUGUGCUUCAGUGGUAUUUAUGUAGAAUGGAAGGCUGGUUUUCUGCGGAUGCUGAUACCAUCUCACUAAAAUGUUGGGAUCAGGAAGAGCUGCUCCCUGGUGGUCAUGGGCUUAUGGUCAGGGGAUACAUCCCUGUUAUAAACACUCUUGCCAAAGGUCUCGACAUCCGUUUGGGGCACAAGGUUACAAAGAUUGCAAGGCGUUAUAAUGGAGUGAAGGUAACAGUAGAAAAUGGAAGUACGUUUGUGGCAGAUGCUGCCGUUGUUGCUGUGCCUCUUGGUGUGCUGAAAGCAAAGACCAUAAAGUUUGACCCAAAGCUCCCAGAGUGGAAGGAAACAGCCAUUUCUGAGCUUGGUGUGGGGAUUGAGAAUAAAAUAGUGUUGCACUUUGAAAAGGUGUUUUGGCCAAAUGUUGAGUUCUUGGGAGUUGUCAAUGAGACAUCUUACGGGUGCAGCUACUUUCUGAAUCUUCACAAGGCUACUGGCCACUCUGUCCUUGUUUACAUGCCCGCUGGGCAGCUAGCCAAAGACAUUGAGAAAAUGUCUGAUGAAGCUGCUGCUAAUUUUGCUUACACGCAACUCAAAAGGAUCCUUCCAAAUGCUUCUGCCCCGAUUCAAUAUCUUGUUUCUCGGUGGGGCAGCGACGUCAACUCGCUCGGCUCCUAUAGCUAUGAUACAGUAGGCAAGCCCCAUGAUCUGUAUGACAUGCUAAGGAUCCCAGUGGACAACUUAUUCUUUGCAGGGGAGGCAACAAGUGCGAACUACCCGGGGUCGGUGCACGGUGCCUUCUCAACUGGCCUAAUGGCUGCUGAAGACUGCAGGAUGCGAGUCUUGGAACGUUACGGGGAGUUGGAUUUAUUCCAGCCAGUCAUGGGUGAGGAGGGAUCGUCUGUUCCACUUUUGAUCUCUCGCCUGUAACUUGAUUAUAAUAAUUGUACAAUAGAAAGACAUGUUAACAUGGAAUGUUGGCUAACACAUUAUAGCCAUUUUGAUUGGCCCCAUUGGGAAAUGUUGUGGAAACCCACCAUUUUCUUCCCAUGGCUGGUCAGAUGUUUGUUAAUGUGUAAUAGUCUUCUUCUGUGUAGUUAUCUAUAUUUGGACUGUCAGAAAAUUGAAUCUAGUUGUUGGGAGGCAUUAUGUGGUUUGUAGGUGCCUCCGCUUAAUUGGUGGGAAUUAAGGACACUAAAUUUGCUAUAUUAAUAAGUAUGGUUGUGGAGCUCUUGAUCA